Molecule: messenger RNA, 1057 nt
Organism: Ziziphus jujuba (common jujube)
Lineage: Eukaryota; Viridiplantae; Streptophyta; Magnoliopsida; Rosales; Rhamnaceae
Product: senescence-specific cysteine protease SAG39
Exons: 2
Coding region: 1-1026 (341 amino acids)
Cellular component (GO): lysosome
Molecular function (GO): cysteine-type endopeptidase activity
Source: RefSeq, a predicted model, not a curated record
AUGGCUAUGACACUGGGAAGGUCCUCAAUUUUUAUAGCACUUGUAGUUUUAGGAGUGUGGGCUUCUCAAGCCACGUGCCGCACAUUGAAUGAAGUUUCCAUGUCAGAGAGACAUGAGCAAUGGAUGGCUCGCUAUGGGCGCACGUACGAGAACAAUGCUGAGAAGGAAAGGCGUUUUAAGAUAUUCAAGGACAAUGUGGAGUUCAUUGAGAAUUUUAACAAUGCUGGCAAUCGGCCUUACAAGCUAAGUGUCAAUGAAUAUGCAGACCAAACCAAUGAAGAAUUCCGAGCCUCUCGCAAUGGAUACAAAAGAUCCUCCAAUUCCAAGUCAUCUCAAACAUCGUUUAGAUACGAAGAUGUGAGUGCAGUUCCAUCCAGCAUAGAUUGGAGGAAGAAAGGAGCUGUCACCCCCAUCAAGGACCAGGGUCAAUGUGGAUGUUGCUGGGCAUUUUCCGCAGUGGCAGCCACAGAAGGAAUUACACAGCUGAAAACUGGGAAAUUGAUAUCUCUUUCUGAGCAAGAAUUCGUGGACUGCGACACCAGCGGUGAAGAUCAAGGUUGCGAGGGGGGUCUCAUGGACGACGCUUUUGAGUUUAUCAUUCAAAACAAAGGACUUGCCACAGAAGCAAACUAUCCUUACAAAGGAGUUGAUGGUACUUGUAACACCAAUAAAGAGGCUUCCCAUGCCGCCAAAAUCACCGGCUAUGAAGAUGUUCCUGCAAAUAGCGAGAAGGCAUUGUUAAAGGCGGUGGCUAAUCAACCAGUCUCUGUUGCAAUCGAUGCCAGUGGAUCGGCCUUCCAGUUCUACUCGAGCGGGGUAUUCACUGGAGAAUGUGGAACAGCUCUGGAUCAUGGUGUGACAGCCGUUGGAUAUGGAAAGGCAGAUGAUGGAACGAAGUAUUGGUUGGUGAAGAAUUCAUGGGGCACUUCAUGGGGUGAGAAUGGAUACAUUAGAAUGCAGAGAGAUGUUGAUGCUAAUGAAGGUCUUUGUGGCAUUGCCAUGGAAGCUUCCUAUCCAACUGCUUGAAACUCUAUGGGUGGUGAAUAAUUAAUUUUCA